Messenger RNA from Pangasianodon hypophthalmus (striped catfish), 7665 nucleotides. RefSeq names its product protocadherin alpha-C2. Gene Ontology annotation, molecular function: calcium ion binding. The transcript is spliced from 4 exons. The coding region runs from base 2043 to 4868 and encodes 941 amino acids. The record is from RefSeq and is a predicted model, not a curated record. Lineage: Eukaryota; Metazoa; Chordata; Actinopteri; Siluriformes; Pangasiidae. Gene Ontology annotation, biological process: homophilic cell-cell adhesion. Gene Ontology annotation, cellular component: plasma membrane.
CUGAAUUAUAGUCGUAUUGUUUUGCCCAAAUAUGCACCUCAUAUAUUUCAUCAGACCUUAACUUUAUGGAAAUGAGUGUGACCACUGCAUUGCAUUCAGCCAACCAGGUGAGGGUUUCAUUAAGAGGAAAACUUUCACUGAAAAUAUCAUAGAAACACUCACUGAAGGCAAGCAGAGAAAUGCUUCACUCCACUUGCACAUUUUAUAGCCACUGUCUUUGGCAUGUAGAGAUUUGUAUACAUUUAGUGAAAAGAAUAACAAAGUGUUGGGGAAAAAGUCCUUCAUUAGCUGUGCAAGCAAAGUCCUUUGAGCCUGUAGGAGGUGAAAGCAGUUGAUUUUCUAAAUGCUUGAUGAUACAUUAGUGUAAAAAUUAAUAAUGAUAUAAUGAUUGUUGUCAAAAUAGAAUAUUCAUUAAAUGAGUUUCCAAAGUUUGGAGAGUGUAGAUGAGCUCUUUUCUCCUUAAGCUUCCUCACUUAAUUGCUCCCAUAGCAGCAAUUAGCAAUCCAGAAUGAGGUGUCAUUACUGUUAUUUCCACUGCUGUGGAAGUGUCUUGCCACUGGAAAGGAGAAAUCCUUUAUGAUAAUACAAAAGUGCUCAAUAAUAUAGGCAGCUGGUUUUCUCUUGGUUUUCCCAAUAUACAUCACAUUGCAUCUCUUGCAGGAAAGAAAAUAAAUAGCUCCUGCAGUGAUGAGGACUGUUGAGUGACAAGAACUGAUUUAAGGCUUUUGAUUUGCCUGUAGAAUUGUAGAAUGAAUUGUGGAACAUCCGCAACAUGUAGAAUUGUUACAUGCAGCAGUACCAUAUUUAUUAUUAGGCUGAGAAUUUAUUUCUCUCCUCCACUUGUCUUUGCUGUAGGAGUAGGAGUCUCAGGAUCAUCCAGAAGUACAAUGUUUAGUAUAAUUUGAGCCACUGUUAUAUUAAUGGAAUUAUAAGUGAGCAACAAAAGAACUCUCUCUAUUUUAGCAGUUGAUGGUUUAUAGGCCAGUGCACUUGUUCUCUCAGUAGUAGUAAUAGUACAACAGGCCAGGUCAGGUCAUCUGUGACUUUCUUAGUAAAUCAACUGUUUUAAAAAUAAUCACUGAUUUUCUGGGAGAAGUCUUCAUUUGUACUGCCCCUGUAUUUAAGUAUCAGUACCUGGAGGAAGGAAUGAGAGUCUGUAGUUUUGUAAUGAAUGGUGGUUUUCAAAGAAGAAUGGUUUGGCAUCACUGAUAUGUCCAAAAAGUUUAUUCUCAAGCCAGGGUGUCCAAUACUCAAUAUAUACUACAUGGCUAGGUGAAAUGUGUGGGAUGUAAGAAGUAAACAGCUGGAGCUUUUUGAGUGACAGAUAGUUAUGCACAAAAAUAAAAAAAUACCCAAGUAACAGUACUCACAGGUCUAGUGAACUGUUCAAAGAAUUCUUUUCAACAAAUCUAGUGAAGAGGUUUCCAUAUUUAGUGCCCAUACUGGUACCUCUGGUGAGAUAGUAAAACCCAGAACUAAAGCUGAAGGAGUUUGGUGUUAAGACGAAUUCUGUUAAUGUUGAGAGUAUAUCAGUGGGUUGAUUAUUUACCAGUAGUGCAUCAAGAAAAUGUCUUACAUUUCUCAAUCCAGCUUUAUUACAUAGGACUCUGUAGACUUUUGAUGUCUAUAGAAAAAGAGGAGAGGGAUGUAAUGCAUGGACUUUUUUUGAAGCAUACAAAGAAUUAGGAAAUAUAAAUUUAGGAAAAGACUGAACAACGGUUUGGAAAGUUAGGAAUCUGUCAUUUGCAAGCUGCAGUUUAAAUUAAUUAAUUAUUUUUUUUAAAUUAUAUAUAAAACUUAAGCAUAACUUUAAGGGCUGUAGUUGUCCACAUGAUGUCCCUAGCCUUCCACUCUUCGUUACUGCGUGUCUUUACUAUGCUCCGCCUUUCUCGAGGCAGGGCAAUCUCUCUGCUGGCCAGACGGCUUUGUUUAGAAUACGCCAUUGUGCUUAGCUGCUGUUUAAACGUGGACAAGACGCAUUUUCGCAACUACGGGAAUGGAUUUGUAUAUUUUUCUUGACAGAGCUAUUGUAUUGCCGUAAAAUGGCUGCAUCGGCGGGUCAAAGAUUUCAGUCUUGGAUAUGUUAUUCACUACUGCUUAAUUUCUGGAGAUUUGUGAAUGGGCAGAUUGUGUAUCAGAUAUCGGAAGAAGCAACCCCGGGCACACCAGUCGGAAAUUUGGCAAAGGAAUUAAAUCUAAACGUUCAGGACCUUGAGAGCCGAGGAUUCCAUAUUGUUACUGAAGCUUAUAGCAGGUAUUUUGAUCUUAAUCGGAAGACCGGCGUUCUAAGUGUUAAAGAAAUACUUAAUAGAGAAGAGCUUUGUGAACGCAACAUACACUGUUCUAUAGCGCUAGAAGCUGUCGCUAAGUCACCGCUGAAUAUUUAUAGGUUUGAGGUGAAUAUUUUAGAUAUUAACGACAAUUCACCAGUAUUUCGGCAGACAGAAUGGAUGUUAAAUAUUUCAGAGUUCGCUUUUCCAGGGGAGAGAUUUGCAUUACCGAGCGCAUAUGACGCAGACGUGGGAAGUAAUUCGGUAAAGAGCUACAAGCUGAGCCAAAAUGAACACUUUUCUCUGGAUGUGCAUAGCGGAGAGGAGAGUGUAUCAGCUGAAUUAGUACUGCAGAAAGCUUUAGACAGAGAGAAACAACCUGCGAUCCACCUCACACUCACUGCUGUGGAUGGAGGAAAACCUCACAGAUCUGGAACGAUUCCUGUUAUUAUAAAUGUGGUGGAUGUUAAUGAUAAUGUUCCGGUUUUCAGUAGAUCACUGUAUAAAGCUCGAGUUAACGAGAAUGCCUCACCAGGUACUCCCGUAAUUACUGUGCAUGCCAGUGAUUUGGAUGAAGGCCUUAACGGAGAAAUUACAUAUACGUUUGUUAAUCAUGACAGCGAUAAAAAUCUUAAUGCAUUCUCAAUAAAUCCGGAAACCGGAGAAAUUGUAGUGACGGGUGAGGUAGAUUAUGAAAAGAAAAAUGCGCUUGAACUUCGGGUGCAGGCAAAGGACAAAGGUAAUAAUCCAAGAGCAGCAAUGUGCAAGAUUCUAGUAGAAAUCAUUGAUAUUAACGAUAACGUUCCGGAAAUAUCUGUGACCUCAUUGGUUGACAUUAUUAAGGAGGAUACGCCGGUUGACACAAUGGUGGGAAUGAUAACUGUUAUCGAUAACGAUGCUGGUAAAAACGGUCAGGUAACACUCCGAAUUCUUGGAUCCGUCCCAUUUAAGAUUCAGAAGUCAUAUAAGAAUUAUUAUACGUUAGUUGUAAAUGGACCUCUGGACAGAGAAAGUGCGUCUCAGUAUAACAUCACUAUCACAGCGAGUGAUGAAGGGACUCCACCUCUCUCCAGCACCGCUGUCAUUACUGUACACGUCUCUGAUGUGAAUGAUAAUGCGCCAUGCUUUAAAGAGCCCAUUGUUAAUGUGUAUCUAAAAGAGAACAGUCAGGUUGGGGCUGUUAUUUAUACAGUAUCUGCUUCUGAUAGUGAUGUUGCAGACAAUGCUAGAAUAUCAUAUUCAUUGCUGGAAGGUUCUAGAAAUGUUCCUGUAUCGUCUAUGGUAAACAUAAACUCUGACAGUGGAGAUAUUUACAGUCUGCAGUCAUUUAACUAUGAGGAAAUGAAAACAUUUCAGUUUAAAGUUCAGGCCACAGACUCUGGUGUUCCUCCACUGAGCAGUAACGUGACUGUGAAUGUUUUUAUCCUGGAUGAGAAUGACAACAGUCCCGGGAUUCUCGCUCCCUAUUCUGAUCAUGGAUCUGUUCACACUGAGAACAUUCCCUAUUCUGCUGAAGCAGGCUACUUUGUGGCCAAGAUCAGAGCUGUAGACUCAGAUUCUGGAUAUAAUGCCCUGCUUUCUUAUCACAUCUCUGAACCUAAAGGAAACAACCUCUUCCGGAUCGGAACCAGCAGUGGAGAGAUCAGGACUAAGAGGAGAAUGAGUGACAAUGACCUGAAAACUCACCCGCUGGUCAUUUUGGUUUCUGAUAACGGAGAGCCCUCACUGUCAGCCACUGUGUCUAUUGAUGUUGUGGUUGUUGAGAGCACAGGUGACAUAAAGACUCAGUUCAAACAUGCACCGAUAAAGGAGGACAGUUUCUCAGAUUUAAACAUGUAUUUGCUGAUCGCCAUUGUGUCAGUUUCAGUGAUAUUUUUACUGAGUCUGAUCAGUUUAAUAGCUGUAAAAUGCUGCAGGACAGACAGCAGUUUCAGCAGAUACAGCGCCCCAGUGAUCACCACACAUCCUGAUGGAAGCUGGUCUUACUCCAAAGCUACACAGCAGUAUGAUGUGUGUUUUAGCUCGGACACACUGAAAAGUGACGUAGUGGUUUUCCCUGCACCAUUUCCGCCUGCAGAUGCUGAACUGAUAAGCAUAAAUGAAGGGGAUACUUUUAACAGAACACAAACACUUCCAAAUAAAGAAAAGCCCAAGGCUCCCAGUGCAGACUGGAGAUAUUCAGCUUCUCUCAGAGCAGGAAUGCAAAGCUCAGUCCAUAUGGAGGAGUCAUCUGUGAUGCAGGGGGCUCAGGGCGUUCUGGUCCAGAAUUGGCCUACUGUCUCCAGUGCUCCUGAUAAUGAGGGUGGCGAGGUGUCUCCUCCUGUUGGCGCUGGUGUGGACAGUAACAGUUGGCAUUUUCGGUAUGGUCCAGGCCCUGGAAUGCCCCCCCAGCAUCUGAAGCCAGGCGAGGUCCCACCUGAAGCUUUCAUCAUCCCUGGUUCUCCUGCCAUCAUCUCUAUCAGACAGGGGCAGGACGGUGAUGAUAAGAGCGACUUCAUCACUUUUGGCAAGAAAGAGGAGGCCAAGAAGAAGAAAAAGAAGAAGAAGGAAAAGGAAAAGAAAGACAAGAAGGAGAAAGGGAAAGAUGAUGAUGACUAGAAAUAGAAAUGUUAAGUUUAUAUAUAUAAGACAGAGAUCUCAACGGGGGUCAUGACAGAACUGAUUAAUAAGGUUAUGGGUGAGGAAUAUUAGAUCAUUUAUGUUUAUUUUCCACAUUUUGAACUAAAACAAAUAUUUUAUGUUGAGUCAUGUUGUCUGACUCAACAUGAAGUAUCUAAUUAAGAUCUUUGAUAUUUCUCUGUCUCAUGCUACAAAAUUGGCCUUACAUAACUCAGUUCACUUUGAUGAUAUUAUUGAUUCAUUUUCCUCCAUGCUCACAGUGCCUGACCACCCAAUUUUCUCAAAAGACAACAGUGAGAAAUAUGUAGAUUCUGUUGACACCUCUGUCUUAUUAAUCAUUGUGGUUUCAGUUUUCUGAUCUCAGAAAGGAAGACAAUGUCAGAUUUAAGAAAGUUAAAAGCAGUACACCACUUCUGAUUACCAAGAAACUUAUCAAAAAUAUAAAAAAGAAAAAAGAUUAACAAGUUCUGGGGAUAAAAGGAUAAGCUUUGAGAUUGGAAGUGGGGUAUGUGCUGGUGUAAAUAUGGUGCCAACAGAGAAGUUGUGUGCCAUGUUGUAAAGUAAAACUGGUUUACUGUAAAGAGACAAUGCUAAACUAAUGCUUCGGCUUGCUCUACUCUAUGUCUGUGUCUACGCUAUGGAGAAGUAUCUCAAAUCAAUAAGGAACAUGUGGACACACUCACCCGACACUCAGCAGCAAAAUAAAAAAGAAAGAUAAAACAGUGGUGAAUCGUAAAAAGCAAGCACAUUAUGUUUACCAGCACUCUCUCCCAGUCAUUAUAAGCGCAUUACCUGAAAAUCUAAAAUUUAACACUUACGCACAUGCUUGUACAGGGUCAAAGGUUAACACUCCAGUAAUGAUAGCUCCCCUUUCAUUGUGCCUAUUUUUGUUUUGUUUUGUUUUUGUUCAAAGAUCCAGCUUUGCCUCAGAAAUGUUAAGUAUGUGAUUUAGCACAGGGCAAAAAUGGAAGAACUAAUGUCUGGCAAAAGCUGAAAACGGAAAAGCAACAGAGACUGGGUGCAUGUAGUGGUGACUGAGCUACAUAAAGAACGAUUACUGAAUAAAGGAAACCUGUGGGUAGUGUUGCUUAGAUGGGUAGCUGAAAUAGUUGUACAAUACAUGUAAAAAAAAAAAAAAAAAAAACAGUGUUAGUGCUAAUGUACAAAACAUGCAACCAUUCCCUGAAAACUUUCAGUGACCUGAAGCGUAUGCUUUGAAUGUUUGGUAUCGCUGCCCUUGAGCUUGUUUUCUAUUAAACCUUAAACUCUGACCUUUAACCCUAUUUUGUGCCUGCUUUCUCAUCUAAUAUGAGGAUGUGGUGUAUGGAUUUUGUCCUGUACAAAAUACCCUUGUCUUUCUGCUUGAAAGGCUAAGACAUGUUCAGCUAACUUAGAUAACAAAUUAGGCUGAUUCUUGAGUGUUGUUUUAGCAAAAAAAAAAAAAAAUGUGUUUUUUAAGAUCUGUUUUUAUAAGCUUUAAUUGAUCUAUAUUGCAUUUGUACAGAACAUCUUUUGCUCUCUCUGACUCUUUCUACCCUGGCUUUAUGCUCUGUUCUGUUUUGAAUGUUGAAUAGGCCAGCCCUAGUCAUUGCACUGCACCCAGUACACUGAACAUCACUCCUCUCUGUGUGUAAAUGUGUGUCACCAGUGAACAGUGUAAUGGCUGCUGGUCCUUGUAUUUCACUGCUUGUAUUUGUCAAGGGUAGAAUGGAGAAAACAGAAGGGAGAGUCGAGGCAUGGUCAGGGGGUGGAGUUUAACCAGAGCAUGACAUGAUGUGAAUUGGCCAAAGUACUGAAUUGCCAGUUUUACCUAUUUGAAAUUCAGUUUUCCCUGUUGCUUUUGCUUUGGAAAUUGGACUGAGAAGGUUACUGAAUAAUUGCAGUACAAAGUCUAGGAAUAGAUCGACUCCAUCCCAGAUGCCAAUCUUUGCACUGAAAGCUUCUUGCUUCUGCUCCUUUGGAUCCCUCCCCCCUGUCUGUUUACACUGUACAACCUCAUGACUUAAACCAAUGUCACAAUGGCUCAGCUGUGACUGCUGCAUGACCUAACCAGAACGAAACUCUUACUAUAUAGAUAUAUAUGAAUAUAGAUAUAGAUUGCUAUAAUUUUGCUAUUUUUGUUUAUGAUUUGUAUCCAUUACAUGCACAGGAGAUUUGCGUAUGUACCGUCUCUGCCAAGCCUUUGCAUAAUGAUAUUUUCCCCAUCCACUCAGAGUGUACAUUUACCAUGUUAUUAAGCCUUCUACUUAUUUGUAACUGCUUUAUAGUGUGAUGCCCUAAAGCUCCUGCUCAAUCCUUACUGUUCUUUUGGUUUUGUUUUUGAGAAACUAAAGCGAAGAAAAAAAAACACAUUUGUGUAUGGCUUUGACAUACUGAUCUAACACUUUAUUAUUGUAACUAAAUUACUAUGUAUGACAACACUAUCUCUUUUCCUUCACCUUUCCCUUUGAAGGAUAAAAAGCUUAAUGAAAAUGUCAAAAAAAAAACCUUAUGUAAAAUACAAUAUAUGUAGUGUAUGCUUGUACCUAGUGAGCAUUCAUACCAUCAUUAUUUCUCAGUGUCUGGUAGUGGUCAGUAGGUGGUAAAGCACUGUCCAAAUGGGCAGGGCUCAUCUGUCGUAUCUUUUGUACACCUGCUCAUCAAACUGUGACAGUGAAGUAGUAAAAUCCAUUUCUCUCUUUCUCUUUUUUAUUUCAUUUUGAUGAACAAGGUGGUACUGUGUUUUGUUUAAUAAAUCACCAAAAAAUAAAUAAAGUUUUCUUUCUUAAUAAUGUGA